Messenger RNA from Poecilia reticulata (guppy), 2980 nucleotides. RefSeq names its product WASP like actin nucleation promoting factor a (gene wasla). Gene Ontology annotation, biological process: actin filament organization. The record is from RefSeq and is a predicted model, not a curated record. Gene Ontology annotation, molecular function: actin binding. Lineage: Eukaryota; Metazoa; Chordata; Actinopteri; Cyprinodontiformes; Poeciliidae.
GCCCCAGGUUAAAGUGGUCCUCACCCUCCUUCUGCCAUGUUGGAUCCUUCCUCUGCUCCCCAGGCUGCUGGACCUCCUAAAUGAAAGUUGCGUGUUUAGCCAACUCCAGGCAUUUCUACUGUACGCUGCUUUAGGUUUUCACCAGACGAAGAAUAGAAGGACUUUUCCCAAGCAGAGGGAAUCCUGGAGUGGUGGCCGCGCCUUCCUGUCGGUUCUCCUGAGCGGAGAUGGUUGCAGGCCAAAGCGGCCGCAGCCCGCAUGGAAUAUCAACCCUGAGGAGAGACGGUUGAGGCCAGUUCYCGCACAAGAGCCCCGCCGCCGGGGAAUCUAAGCGAAGUAGGAGUCAUGAACAGCCACCAUCCGCCCCGUAGAGCUGUAAACGUCGGCUCGCUGCUCCUCACCCCGCAGGAGAACGACUGUCUGUUCGGCUAUCUGGGCAGGAAAUGCGCUACCUUGUGUUCGGCUGUGGUGCAGGUGUACCGAGCCGAGCGGAGCUGCAGCUGGGUGAAGAGGUGCUGUGGAGUGGCAUGUUUGGUCAAAGACAAUCCACAGAGGUCAUACUUUAUCAGAGUGUUUGACAUCAAGGAAGGGAAGAGCAUGUUUGAGCAGGAACUCUACCACAGCUUCUCCAUCAGCUGCCCCAGGCCGUACUUCAUCACCUUCGCAGGAGACAGCUGCCAAGUGGGCCUGAACUUUGCCAGUGAAGAAGAAGCCAAGCGUUUCAGAGUGACUGUGAGCGACCUGCUCAACCGGAGGCAGCGGAAGGCAGGUCCAGCUCUGCCCAUGGCCACCGUGGACAUCAAGAAUCCAGAGAUCAACAACAUCAGAGUCCAGAACUCCCACAGCCACCAUCAGCCUUACCACCUCAACAACAUGCUGAGCCACAGUGGCCUGGUCCGCCGGGACAAGAAGAGCAAGAAGAAGAAGCUGACAAAGGCGGACAUCGGCACGCCCAGCAACUUCCAGCACAUCGGCCAUGUGGGCUGGGAUCCAAAUACAGGCUUUGAUCUAAACAACCUGGACCCAGAGCUGAAGAACCUGUUUGACAUGUGUGGGAUCUCCGAGGCUCAGUUGAAGGACAGAGAGACAUCCAAGGUCAUCUACGAUUUCAUCGAGAAGAAAGGGGGGGUGGAGGCUGUCAAGAACGAGCUCAGGAGGCAGGCUCCGCCUCCUCCUCCUUCUCGAAGUGGCGGCCCUCCUCCCCCUCCUCCUCCACCUCCACACAGCACAGCCCCACCCCCCCCAUUCAGAGGGAGCAGAGGAGCUCCCCCUCCACCUCCUCCCACCAGAGCUCCUGUUUCAGCCCCUCCUCCUCCCCCCUCAAGACCAGGAGCUCUUGGUGCCCCUCCUCCACCCCCCUCUAGGGGGGGCCAUCAGCCUCCUCCCCCUCUUCACCAUCAUCAUCAGCAGCCUCCCCCCCCUCCAGCAUCUUUCAUCGCCCCUCAAGCUCCCCCCCUUCCCUCACCCGUUCUUUCUCAACCAUCCCCUGCCAGCUCUGCACCCCCUCCACCACCACCACCACCACCACCACCACCACCUCCAGGUCCUCCACCCCCACCAGAGCUGGACAGUUUUGGCAGUAGUCGGGACUCUCUCAGCCCAGGCGGGAAGUCAGUGCUGCUGGAGCAGAUCAGGGGGGGGGCCCAGCUGAAAAAGGUGGAGCAGAACCAGCGGGCUCCGGCCUCCAGCACUGGUCGGGACGCGCUGCUGGACCAGAUCCGACAGGGGAUCCAGCUCAAGACUGUAUCAGAUCUUCCAGAAUCGGGUCCCCCAACUCCGGCUCCAACUGCAGGGAUUGUUGGGGCCCUCAUGGAGGUUAUGCAAAAGAGGAGCAAAGCUAUCCAUUCCUCUGAUGACGAUGAGGAUGAAGACGAAGAUGAUGACUUUGAGGAUGAUGAAGAGUGGGAUGACUAGUGAAGAUGCCCACCUCUCCCAGCCUACCACUAAAACUAAAACUCUUCCAGAUCCCCACUACACCAUGUAUUGUAAAUGUWGUUUGAGUUUCCAGUAUAUUUAUUUUUGCUUUUGAAAAAUUAUAAUUCCAGUUAAUUGUGCAAUACCUCAUCAGUGAAGCUGUUCUGUUCAUCACACACCGUAGUGGUAAAAGCUCAGAGCCUCGACCCGAGAUCCAGACGGAAACGCUGCAGUCAAGACCUGGAGGUGGGCGGAGCUUCCUGGGAAGUCAUUCUGUUUCAGACAUUUUAAAUGGACAAUAUUCCAAGAAAUUUGGCAGGAAAAUGUUUGAGUGUAUUUCUCUGAAAUGCAUAAUUAACACUAUUUUCCCAUCAUAUUUGUCCUCUAUUUAUUUCCUGUCUYUUCAUCUAUUGAAGACAUGACCAUGACCACACCUUGUGUAUUUCUUUAACUUUCAUUUUUGUCUUGUUUUGCACAGUUUCUAAAAAUAGUUUGUUGGGUUUCUUGUUUUGUGUAUUUGUAAUAGUAGCAUAAAUACAGUAGGAUACACUGACAUUAAUGUAACAAGACAAUGUUUGAGUUACAGACACUUAUGCAUGUAUAGCUGAUAUAGCAUCACCUUUAUCUAGCUUUCUUUUCUUUUGCAACAUUCCAUCAUCCUGUCAGGAAGUUACACCAUUAUCAUACGUUUUUCAUUUCAUUUAAAGGGAACAAGUAAAAAUAUGUCAUUUCCUCUUUAAGAAACUGAUUUUUAUGCAAUGUCACUGUAAAUGCCCUCCUAUUGCAAAUACUAGACAAAGCAAAUAAUAAUGAACCAAAUGUGGCAUUUUCAAGCAGCUUGUGGCUUUGGCGAUGCCUGAUCGUUUGUCUGCAAACAGUGUGAAGAAACGACCGACGCUUGUUUCUCUGUCUGUCCUUUAAGUUCUCAUUGUCCUCCAGGGACCUAAUGCUGCAUCAAGAAGCCAAGUUACUGACAUGAAGCCUGUGAAAAAGGUCGGGACGGGCCGGGUGGGGUCAGUGAGAAUAAGAAAUUGUAUACCUGAAUAAAUGUUAUUUCCAUAGGUGA